UAGAUUAUUUUUUGUUCGAUGUUGUAAAGGUAUAUCGAUUUAUCGUAGUUUUUAGAACAUCGUAUACUAUCGAUAGUGUCAUCGACGUGCUCACAGCUGUGCCGCAGCAGCAGAAAUUGAAGAGAAACAUUUUACGAUGGGCAACGCUCUGGACCACUACAUGAAGCCGGAUGUGGUGCCCGGCCCCGAUGUGGUGACCACCUUCGAUCCCAUGCUCGGCUUCGAGUCGCGCAAGGAGCGUGUGAUGAUCGCCACCCAGGAGGAGAUGGAGUCUGCCAAGCUGCCGCUGGACGCGCGUGACUACUGUGCGCAUUUGGCCAUCGCCUAUCAGGCGUGUCGCACCGACAAGUUUCCCUUUGUGUACCAGUGCGCCCACCAGAAGCACGAGUACCUCACCUGCGAGUACGAAGACUAUGUGCUGCGCAUGAAGGAGUUCGAGCGGGAACGUCGUCUGCUGGAGCGUCAGAAGCGCCUGAACAAGGCCGCCUAGGCUGGGACCAGCUCCGCCUGUCGUCUGCUGCUCUAGCUCCAGCUCCUCUUUCCGCGCCCACGGACACACACACACAAACACACCAUCAUUCGGCAGCAGAAGCCACUGUGGUCGUCGCUGCCGCCGCCUGUUGCAAGCUUUCUUUCCAGUGGAAAUAAACACCAAGCUAGUAAUGAUGCGGAUAUGCUUACCCCUUUUUUUUUUGUCUAAUAAUUAGUGCAAAUUAAACGAUUAAAACAAAAAAGAAAACGUGAAUCCUGGUGAGGAGUCCUCGAGGAGUGCGGACUGGAGGAGUUUAUAUUAGUUUUUAGUAAAAAAAAAACAUGUUUCCAAGGGAAGCAUACAAAUUAAACUAUUGGAACUGA
This is a messenger RNA of Drosophila kikkawai, 855 nucleotides long. RefSeq names its product NADH dehydrogenase (ubiquinone) B18 subunit (gene ND-B18). The record is from RefSeq and is a predicted model, not a curated record. Gene Ontology annotation, cellular component: mitochondrion. Lineage: Eukaryota; Metazoa; Arthropoda; Insecta; Diptera; Drosophilidae.